UCUCUGAAAUCAGGGCACGGCCACGCUGGUGCUGGAAAUUCACUGUGAGGCGGUCCCGACAUGUUUUCAGUACUUAACCCUGCAGAUGACUGACACUGUUCACUCAGAGGACGGUGAGGCCCCUGGCGCUGCUGCCCAGAGAAGUGGUUUACCGCGUAAAACGCUCUGCUCCCUGGCAACAGAGACAGGACAGAGGGAACGGCCCCAGGCUGCGCCGGGGGAGGCUGGGGUCGGGUGUUAGGAAAAAGAAAGAGCGGGGAUGCAUUGCAACGGGCUGCCCAGGCAGGUGGAGGGAUCACCGUCCUCGGAGGUGCUCAGGCAAACCGUGGAUGCAGAGCAAAGGGACAGAGCGGCGACGGAGCACCGCAGCUCCAGCACCGCCCUCCGGGCGGCCCCGCCCCGGCACGUACCGGAGGGGGCGGGCGCCGCGGCCGCUCGGUGUCGGAGCUCCCGGUGUGGUGCUAGCCCGCGAUGCUCCUCCGCUGCCCGCGGGCUGCCCGCCAUGCCGGGGACCCGCGGGCUGCCCCCCUCCCUGCUCCUGGCACUGGUGCUGCUGCUGCUGCGAAGCCGGCCUACAGCUGCCGCCGCCACCCGCCCGCAGCCGGAGCGGGCGGCGCUGCCGGGGGAACCCCCUGCCGCGGCGGCCUCAGGAUCGGUGUUUAUGCUAAAGGUUCAAGUAAAUGACAUCAUCAGUCAUCAGUACCUGGGACAAGCAGUUGUGGAAGUGUUUGUUAACUACACGAAGACAAAUUCUACUCUCACUGGAGACAACGGAGCAGUAUUAAUAAAAGUUCCCUAUAAAUUAGGAUUAAGCUUGACUAUUGUAUCUUACAAAGAUGGCUACAUGUUAACACCUUUGCCUUGGAAGACUGGGAGAAUGCCAAUAUACUCGUCCGUGACACUCUCAUUAUUCCCACAAAGUCAAGCGAAUAUAUGGUUGUUUGAAGAUACUGUUCUAAUCACUGGAAAACUGUCUGAUGCCAAAUCUCAACCAAGCAUUCAGUUUCAAAAAUCUUUAAUAAAACUUCCAACAGAUCACCGUAUUACAAAUGUUACAGCUUAUCUGACAGUGCCAGAGCAAUUCUUGAAAGUGGACAGUUUUCUUUAUACAACAGGAAUUCUUCUAAAUAAAUCAGGUUUCAAAAGCAUUGAAUUGACUCCUCUUGCUGCAAUAUGUGCAAAUGUUCUUUCGGCUGGGAAAGAACUGAAAGUAAAUGGUCCUAUUCAGAUUACACUUCCUCUUCCUAUAAGUACUGUAAAAUCAGGAGAUGCUAUACCUGCAUGGACAUUUGAUAUGAAAACUGGUGCUUGGGUAAGCCGUGGCCUAGGAAUGGUAAAAGAAGCGAAUGAUCAGUUAGUAUGGACAUACACUGCUCAGCACUUAGGCUACUGGAUAGCAGCUCCACUGCCUGGAACAAGAGAAUCGAUAAUUAGUGCAGUUUCCAAGGACAUAACAGCCUAUCACACAGUGUUCCUUACCGCCAUACUGGGAGGUACUGUUAUCAUUAUAAUUGGAUUUUUUGCUGUUCUUCUUUGUUACUGCAGGGACAAAUGUGGUCGAACACAAAAGAAGGAAAAAAAUACAACUAAGCUGGAUGUCAUAAAAAAAGACCAGACGACAUCAACAACUCACAUAAAUCACAUCAAUGCUGUCAAGGGGUCUUUAAAGUUAGAGGAUAAGUCACAACAGUUAUAUACACCGAAGAUGUCUUCAUACAGCCCUCAAAGAAGGAUGUCCACAGACACAGAAGAUGGAAAAUCACGAGACAAUUUUAAAAUCUACUCAGAAGAUGCAUCUUAUCAGUCAUCCUAUCAGACUGGUCAGUCAAUAAAUUCACCUCAUUCAUUGGAGCCUAGUACUGGACUCAGACACUUACAGCCACCAAAGCAUACUAGCAGUGCUACUUCCCAGGCUCCUAGGGACAUUCAAGAGCAAAACAGAUACCUUACGCUGCAAGAGGAGAUAUAUGGGCUUUCCCAUAUCCCAGAACAUCUAAUGCAUAUUUACAAUCAACCUAUUGCUAUUCUUCAAACCUCUGAUCUUUUCCAUUCCCCAGAACAAUUGCACGCUGCUAAAUCAGCAACUCUGCCAAGGAAAGGACAGUUAGUGUAUAGCCCCAUGAUGGAACCUGUGAAUCGAGACGGUUACAUGCAAACAUUACCUAAAAUGCCGGUGCACUCUCAUCCACAGCCUUCUGUCUGCAGAGAUGAACAAAGCACAUUGGAUGGUGAACAAGGCUUGCCUUCUCAAACAUCAAACUGGGGUCGGUACACUAACAGCUUACUGGAAUCUGUCUCUGUCCCUGGAACGUUGAAUGAAGCAGUUGUAAUGACUCCAUUUUCAUCUGAGCUUCAAGGCAUUUCAGAACAAACAUUAUUGGAACUCUCUAAGGGAAAGCCAUCUCCGCACCCCCGAGCAUGGUUUGUGUCUCUGGACGGAAAGCCGAUAGCUCAAGUGAGGCAUUCUUUUAUAGAUCUAAAAAAGGGCAGAAAAACAGAGAGUAAUGAUACCAGUCUGGACUCUGGUGUGGACAUGAAUGAGCAUCAUCCUGGUAGGAAACUGGAGCGAGAGAAAACCUUCAUUAAAAAUAUGCCACAUUCAAAGAUCCUUUACUUGGAAGAUCUGGAUCUGAGUAGCAGUGAAAGUGGGACCACUGUGUGCACUCCAGAGGACCAGGCUGUGAGGCACAUUCUGGAUGGAGGGAAUGCGCCGGCCAUAGAACAGCAUGAUGAAGAGGGUCUAAGAAGAAAAACUGUGUCAGGAAGUCAGGAAUCCGGUAUCCCUUCCCCUAAAAAAAGGGAUAGACCAUCUCUCACAAAAAGAGAUAGCAAAACUAAUAUCUGGAAGAAAAGAGAGGAGAGGCCACUUAUUCCUAUAAAUUAAAACACCAUGUGCUUUGUGUUGUUGCUCUCCCUGCUGGUUGUUUACCUCUUGGCUGCUUGUGUAAUUCUGCAGUGUAGGGUUUACAAGGGAAAUACUGUUUUCUAGUAUUAAGAAAAUUUAACGUUUUUUAAUGUACAGAUUGAGUUACUAUAACUUCAACUGGGCAAUUGAUAUUCAAUGUGAAUUGAUAACAGGGAAACACAAAUGAAAAUUUUCCAGUUCCUAAUUUUGCUGGCAGUGUAGAGAGGGUCCACACUUUAAUUAACCUGUCAUUUUUUUUUGACACAAGUCUUGGAAUGCACAGUGAGAAAUGUAGGCACAUCUUUCUUUGAAAUUUUUUUAAUUUUUGCUAAAGCAUUGCUAUAGUGGCUCAAGCCAUUUCUCAGUCUUAUUCCUAAUAAAUGUGAUUAUCUGUACAGUAUUUUAUAUGUGAACUUUUCUAGGGAUUUGUCACUACCACUUUGUAUAAUGCUUCGUCAUUUAUUUCCGUGGCACCAGCAGAAGAGCUCUACUGGAUUUAUCAGAAGAUUUCUAUAGCAUUACUGUCCUCUCUGUGUCCAUUGAUGUGCAAAAGGUAACAAUUUGUAUAGCAGUGGCAGCAGGGGGACCUGUACAUGAUGCGUGGCCACCGGAGUUCCCGAUCUCUGCUGUCAUAAGAUGUUGCCUGUCUUUUUUAGUCCGCUUUGUUAUGAACUGUGGAUGCUGACAACUGGCAUCAGCUAGGUAGCAUCCACCUCCUGCAGAAAAGGACUUCUUCUGGUAACAUUUAAAGCUGCUGUUACUACUAAUUGCAGUGGCUUCUUUUGGCUUUGUUACUAGUUAAAAUCAUCUGCAUACUCUUAAACCAGUUGUGCUCCAAAACAUUGUCUUGAAUUCCUGCGGAUUUAUAAGUUAGACUUUGGCCUGUGAUAAAAAAAAGUGUGCAAGUUCAGACAAGUUAUGUUGUAAUAUGUAAUAGUGCCCUUUGGGAAAGCUGUUGCUUUUUAUUUUAUGAUUUGGAGAUGUAUGUGCCUACAUUUUACUAACCCAGGCUACUUUUGUCCUAGAUUGUGCAUCACAGUGGGGUUAAGCAGGCUUUAAAAAUUGGGGUUUUUUUAUAAGCAUGAGAGCAGAUUGCGAAAUUUGAUCUGUAAUGCAAUAUUAAUACUACUUAUGACUCAACUUAGAGUUAAACUUACCAAAAGUCAUGAAUGCAUGAAUUGUAACUGAGAUAUGUAUAGAGGAAGGGAAAGGCCAUCAAAAUGUUCUUUAUUUUUAAUGUUCAUCUUGUCAAAGUGAUAGUUUGAAGUUUGGCUAACAGAAAAAUAUACAUACCCCUUGAAUGUGCUUUGUACAGUAUAUAGAAUGUCUUUCUGUGGCUUUUAAGAUGCUUCCCUGAUUAAAUAAGUUCCAGCAUCUUGGCCUUGGCAGUUUGAUUACAAAUCAUCCUAAAAAAGUGUUUUAAAUAUUUCCCCUAGUUUGUAGUAGUAGUUUGGGUUCAACACUGAUACCCAAGCAUAAAAUGAGUGCAGGUAAAUUGUGGGGCGAGGUGCACUUAGUUGUCCGUCUUGUACUACCGAUCACCUUGCCUUUUAGCCACCGUUUUUGAAGCACACCUUGAUUUUUUUUCUGUGCCUGUGCUUCAGGAAUUUUUUCUAUAGAGGAAGCAGGGGGGAGUGAAGUAUGGUGGUAGUGUUUAUUAACAUCCAUUCCACAUGUGUGCUCAGAGUUGGGAAAUAUUGUAUGUGGCUGGGCUUCUGGGAGCAUUCACCCAGGAAACCAUUCUGUGAAGUAUGUCUGUUCUUCUGGGAUUGUCAAUUGUCUGGUGACUGUUUCUAGAAGAACAUGUAAGAUAAUUGGGAUGGUACUAGCAGCCCAUUAGUCCAAGUUUUUCUGAUGUCUCCAAUUCUGUUUGGCCAAAAAACUCUGAUUUAAUUAUGCAGUUCAUCUAUUUUAGAGGUUAAGAUGGCUUGCCAUAUUAGCAUGCCUUUAAUACUUUUUCUUGGGAACUAAUUUGACUUCUCUAUAUGAAAUACAGUACCUAUUUUCCUGUAUUCAAUUCCACUGGAUUAUGAAUAUGACUAACUUUCUAGCCUCAAGUGGUGAUAUUUUCAUUCCUUUAUUUGUCUUACUUGUCCGUUAUAUAUUUUGAAGUGUAUUUUCAUAUAGACGCACAAUUAAUUUGAAAAUUACUUUUGCUUUUGAGGUUCAGUAUUGCCCUGCUUAGAGUUGCAUUGGUUGUGAUGAAUCACUAUUCAAGAAGAAACUAUCAAAUAUUGUGUUGAAAUUAACAGUAAAUCUCUGACCAUGGAUUUGAGUUGUCUAAAUUUAAUUUCAUUCACCUACAGUAAUGUAAAUUUACAGCAGGUACUUUAUCUUGUUUAAUGCAUAUUUUAAAAUGUAAGUACCAAGGCCACCUAAUUCCUUAAACUCACUUUUAUCAUUGAAAGAUAAAGACUGUAACAAAUGGCUUUAUUCGUGUGAGUUCAAGUGAAUGAAAUUUUGCACUCCAGUGUUCCUGUUCUGCAUCGGAGUAGGUAUCUGCUCAUCAAAGAAAAAGGAUUAGAAAUUUUGAAAAGGUCAGUUUAGGACUUCCAAAGAGCAGUUUCCAAAGAUGCACUGAUUUAGUGCCGAUUCUUGUCCGCCAUGCUGGCGAAUCACAACCAAGGAGUGGAGUUAUUUUCUGAACUAUCAGUCUAAGUGAGCUUUUGCCUGGAUUUAGUCACAAUUUCACCCUGGUAGUUCAUCAGUUCCUAGGCAGCCAACCAAGUUGGAGGGCAAUAUUAUUCUUCAGUUUCUUGCUGCGGGGCUUCUUGGUAGUAGGAAGCAAAAUGAAUUUCUUUCUGAAAAUGUUCUUUGUUUUCAUAAUUGAUAGAGAUGACUUAUCUGUACGUAAAGUGCAUGUCCUUAGUAGCCUUGCAGUAGCUGGAGCUGUGAUAGGACACCUCCUAUCAACAUCUUUGUGAACUGGUGUUUCUCAUAGAGCCUCAGUCCUCUCUUGCCUAAUGAGGAUGUGAGCAUUUGUUUUUGUGGAGUAAUUAAAUUCUACUCUGGAGUGCACAAGCAGCAGUAAAGGUAAUACAGUUUCCAAGGCUGUCUUUAGCUAUUUCUUCCAUCCAUGCUUUGCUUGCUUUGUAGGUCCCAUAUGCCAACUUCACUGAGUGUGACUUGCUAGCAUUUAUCACGUGUCUUAUGCUGCUGGUAACAUGUUAGAAGGCUUUUCUGAAGUUUAGGUUUAUAUUAAAAGUAUGUACGUAAUUUUUUUUCUGUGUCAGAAUUUGGGAAUCUAGUCUGUAGAGAGGAAAUGUUUCUAUAGGUGUAUGGGGGAAGAUAGAUGUAUGAAACCAGAUGAUGCUCUUAAGUGCAUGGUGAGUGGGAAUUCUUCCCUGGCCCUAUCAUGAGCACUAAAUCUUGGAUUUUAAAAUCUGCAUGCAACUCUAAAAUACUUAAAAUAUUUGAUAUCUGUAUGCAAUAUUUACAGGAUAUAUUCUGUAAAUAUAAUCAUCAUUUUCCACUCGUGUUGGAACUUAACGCACUAGAAACCCGUAUUACCUCUUAGUGCCUGGAAUUCUUUAUUUUGCUUAUCCUUUCAAGAAAAGGAGUUUCACUACAAUGAUCUCUAAUAUUUUAAUUGCAGAUACUGUAUGCAAGGUGUAGAUGGAGAAGACAAACUGUUACCAUGAUGUUGAGAUUCUUGCAGCUGGGUAUAUUAUUUCUAAGUGCUAGCAGGUUUUGGUGAGGUGGCUGAUGGGGUUUGUUGAGGCCUUGCUUCUGCAGAUGAAUCUGUGUGGCUCAGAUCAGUGCUUCGAUGCAGUAUAAUCAUUUUCAGGAUCUAAAGCGGGCUGUAAGGAAGAAGGGGAUAGAUUCUUUAGUAGGGUCUGUUGUGACGGGACAAAGGCAGAUGGUUUCAAAAUGAAAGAGGGAAGACAGGAUAUAAGGAAGAAGUAUUUUACAAUGGGAGUGGUGAAGUGCUGGAGGUUGCCCAGAGAUGCAGUGGAUGCCCUGUUGUUGGAGACACUCAAGGCCAGGCUGGAUGGAGCUCUGAGCACUGUGAUUGAGUUGUAGGUGCCCCUGUUUGUUGCAGGGGAUUUUGACUAGAUGACCUUUAAGGGACCCUUCCAACUCAAAGAAUUUUAUGAAAAUAUAAAUGAUCAGAUUAAAUAGUACAUAACUGUAUAUACAUUAAUCUGUACAUGUUAACCAGAAUAAGAAUAAGCUAAUAAACAGUAAUUUUCUGAUUGUUACAAAAAGUCAGGUACUACAGUAAUUUAAAAAAGGAGAAAUGCUUAACAAUUACAUUAGCAAGAAAAAUCUUUUUAAAUACUGUCAGAAAUAGGAGAACUCUGCUAUCUUAUAAGCCUGAAAGCACAACUGAUUUGAUAAUUAGGGAUGCUAUUUACCAAUGCAGAGCUAGAGAUUAUGCACAUCAGAUAAUCCAGUAUAUAGGACUGCGCAUUUUUAGUUGUCUGCUCUGUUUCUGUGCAGUAAUUUGUACCAAAGAGGGUGAAAUGAUUGGACAGCACUUCAAAUUCUUCUCGUUAGUUAAAAUAUGAAACAGAUUAACAAUAUUACCGUUAUAAUGGUGUACAAAUGAAAAUGCAGUACACUACAACCGUUGUCUAGUACUGCAUGUGAAACAUGGCGUACUAGAAGUAUCUGAAGAUACUAAAUUAUCCUGCUGAAGUGCCUUUCUCUUUCAUCUGACUUCUUUUAUCAGUGGGACACCUGACUAUCUGAAAAGCACACGUAUGUGGUUUUUUUCUGUUAGCCAAAAACCCUGAUUCAGACUUUCAGUUACGUAGCUUUUAUAAUGUUUUCAAAGGCAGAUCUAGUGUUUUUAUGUUGGAAUACUGACUUCUGCAUGUUGAUUAUGAUGGCUGUUGUACACCUUGUCUUUUUCAUGUUUUAUGUUUGGAAAGAAAUUAAAGAAGUAUAUCUUUAGCAAUCCGAACAGCAGUAUCUUUUAAAAACCACAUAUGGGAUCCAAUUCAACUUCGUAAGUCAGAAGGAAGCAUCUUGGAAGUCACUCAGCUUACAGGCCUGAAACUGGGUUUUUAACUUCAGAAAUGAAAUUAUUAUGUUUUCAACAUACAAACUAUUAUGAUGAUAAAAAUCCUUUGUCUGUUGCUAACCCUUAUUGGCAGUAGAAGGUGUAUUGAGUUAUGUAUAUUGAAUUUUUCUUGUGUUUAAGAACCAGUUUGUAUCUAAUUUUGAGGCCUAACCUGCGCUGUUUACAGAACCCAAGCUUCUCAAUUGAUUUUUUUUUUUUUUUUUUAGUUUGGUGCAGUUGUACACAUGCAAAACACAAUAAUAGACCUAUAGUUUUAAAAAUAGCAUUCUUUUAUAGAUCUCUUACUAACUUGUGCCAUAGUUCUAAGGGAGGGCAAGUAUGUUUCUCUUAAAGAACUCAUGCUAAAAGUGGGUUAAGAGGUUUUAAUCUGAAUUUCAUUUUCUUUUAAAAUCAGUACUCAGUGUGUUCUGCUUAUUAAAAAAAAAAAAAACAAAAAUGACUUAAGAUUAUUUUCAUGACUGGCAGAGGAAAGCUGUGUUUAUAAUCUUUCCCAUUAACAUUCAGCCUGAAAAUUAUCUUACAGAAUGAAACUUUUUCAGUCGAUUUACGGUUAUUGAACAUUUCUCUAUUUGCAUCUAUCCAAAAAUGUACUGGUGCAUUUUUCCUCCGUUAAUUUUUCAGUUCUUUUGAAGGACUUGCUGCACUUCAGUCCAUGUUAGAACAGUACUAUUUUUACAACAUCUUGCUGUGUAUGAAGACACUGUUUAGUGCACAACUUGUGCAUGGAGGCCAUAGACCAUUGAUGAGGUACCAAAAUGUAGGUGAGCUGAUGUCGCUGGCUGUGGUCACCACCUUGUGUGUUGGAGCCUUACACUCAGUAGGCACUUCAUUACCUUGGCAAUCAUUUUCAGAAAUGUUCAAGAACAGAUGAGAUGUUUGUUUACAACAUUCCUGCUGUUCGGCAUCCAGAUUUUAAGUAUUUUUACUUUUUUAUAUUUUAUCAGAGGUGUCUUUUAAUCUCUAUUACAGUAUCAGUGAAUAUGUUACUGAAAAUGUAACUAAGAGUCGUAAAAUGUUACAGCUUAUGCAAUAUAAUAAAAUAGUUAGAAGUCAUCAGUGCCAUAACUUUAAUUUUUGUGGUCUUUGAAAUCAUAUGUUGUCCGGGGACAUAGUUGUCUCACUUCACACUUUUUUUCUUUGUUAAAUAAUGUUAAAAAAAAUUCUGUAUUUCUUCCAUGGCCAUAAUUCCAGUAUUUGAGCAAUGUUAUCCUCCUUAAAAGUUUACCAAUUCUAAUUCAGUCAUAUUCUGUUCCAUUUCUAGUGAAGAAAGCCUUUUCUCUUCACAUUGCAUCUGAUUCCUGUUUGUUAAUGCAGCUAAGAGUAUUACCUGUGUAAACUGAUUUUGUUGAAUUGGAAGGGGGUACCCAGAGAACAAGAAUAGUAUUUUAGGUUUUGUUCAUGCUCAUAAUCUUUUUUUCUCCAUUCUUUCAUUUAGAUACUUUCUGUGACUCCAAGAACAAAUAAGAUUUCUGCAUGUCUGAAUGUGCAGACAUGCAGAAGCAUCAAUUCCACCUACAGAUAAUCUCUAAGUAUUCAGGUAGAAGAACAGAAGGAUUGUGUGAUAUGGGAGAGCUUAAACCGAACUUCAGGGUAUAAAGUAUUGAUUUUUAAUUGCAUAUAGUGCAAUAUUUCUCAAGCCUUUAUCUCUUUUUCAGCUUUACAAAAGCUAUUUGUCAACUAUUUCACGUUUGUUCAGAAACACUGCAAGACUACAGGCAAGCAUGCAGCAAAGGUUCUCCUGGCAUGGCGGGCAUUCGCUUGUGUUCGGCAAUCUAAUGCUCUGAGAAGCUACAGUCUUCCAGGAAACUACUGGUUUUCUUAUUCUCACAGAAAAAAAUAUUUUCAAACUUCCUGAAAAGUUGUUUCACUUUAUUUAAACCCAUUGCAAAUCCAUUAGUUGCUUUGAAAUGUACAGUUUCCUUUCUCUCUACAGGAAAUUAAAGGAAUCUCAUGAAUUUUAUUUCCAAUUCAACGAAAUAAAAAUCUAUUUCAGUCAUAUUUCA
Numida meleagris (helmeted guineafowl) is the source of this 9937-nucleotide messenger RNA. It is a transcript of the gene FAM171B, whose product is annotated as family with sequence similarity 171 member B. Bases 260 to 2884 code for a protein of 874 amino acids. The transcript is spliced from 8 exons. Lineage: Eukaryota; Metazoa; Chordata; Aves; Galliformes; Numididae. The record is from RefSeq and is a predicted model, not a curated record.